UAGCUUUUGUUGUAAUCUACAUUUAUCACUUCCAGAACUGUUACGAUCGGAGCCAUCUCAGGCAUAAUGUCGGGGUCAUCAAACCUUGUUGCGAUGAAGAAAGUUGUCCAGCAGUUGCGUUUUGAAGCGAGUAUUAACAGAGUGAAGGUAUCCCAGGCUGCUGCCGACCUUCAACAGUUUUGCAUGCAGAAUGCACUCCAUGAUCCCCUGCUCACCGGGGUGUCUUCAAGCACCAAUCCCUUUAGAACGCAGAAGCUCUGUUCCUUCUUGUGAGAACACGGAACGGGCCCUGCCAUUGGCUUUCUCUCUAUCGCUGUGACAAUUCUGCAGGGAUUAAAGAUAACCACUGCCAUAAUCUAACCAGCAAUGGCACAAAGCUGUACUACCAGGACUGCCUCAUUCCAUCACCAUAGCAAAAGGAUUUCUAAACGGAUCCUUACCGCUGACCUUUCACAGUUGAAGAGCAGAUACUCCCAAAUUUUAGAACAGAUUAAAAAAAAAAGUUUGACUUUAAUGUGAAUUUGGCCAAUUAUAUACACUAACACUUUAAAAAUGUUUGGAGAUCUGUUGGCAGAAAAACCCGUGCAUAUACUGUCACAGGGAGAGCUUGGUAAGAAAAGAUCUGCCUUUGUAAAUGGCCAGCAACACUCCAGUGUGAUGGACGAAGGACUUUUUCAUUUCCAAUGGCACAGUGGGGAAUUCAGUAAUUUAUUGUGCCUUUUUUUUAAACAUUGCUAUCAGUUUCUACCUUCUCUGCCUUAGGCUUUUUAUAA
This is a messenger RNA of Chanos chanos (milkfish), 773 nucleotides long. It is a transcript of the gene gng5, whose product is annotated as guanine nucleotide binding protein (G protein), gamma 5. Gene Ontology annotation, molecular function: G-protein beta-subunit binding. Gene Ontology annotation, cellular component: heterotrimeric G-protein complex. NCBI's taxonomy places the organism in Eukaryota, Metazoa, Chordata, Actinopteri, Gonorynchiformes, Chanidae. The transcript is spliced from 3 exons. Gene Ontology annotation, biological process: G protein-coupled receptor signaling pathway. The coding region runs from base 67 to 273 and encodes 68 amino acids. The record is from RefSeq and is a predicted model, not a curated record.